This is a messenger RNA of Ailuropoda melanoleuca (giant panda), 2069 nucleotides long. It is a transcript of the gene MLPH, whose product is annotated as melanophilin. Bases 275 to 1672 code for a protein of 465 amino acids. The record is from RefSeq and is a predicted model, not a curated record. Gene Ontology annotation, biological process: intracellular protein transport. Gene Ontology annotation, cellular component: cortical actin cytoskeleton. Gene Ontology annotation, molecular function: actin binding; small GTPase binding; myosin binding. NCBI's taxonomy places the organism in Eukaryota, Metazoa, Chordata, Mammalia, Carnivora, Ursidae. The transcript is spliced from 14 exons.
ACCCGGACCUAGCCUGAGCCCCGCGGCCCCGCGCAAGUCAGGUGCCCUGCGCCCCUCGCUCGGCGCCCUGCCUGGCCCCCUGCGCCCUGCCUGGCCCCGUGCGCCCCGCGCCCUGCCUGGCCCGGACCAUCCUGUUUUGCCCCAGUGCGCCCGGACCCGACGCCCUGCCUCCUGGCCUCCCUUUCCCUCGCAGGACCAGAGAGCGCAGCCCCGGGGUCAGGGCCAGGGCCUGCCCGCCCCUAGAAAGGAGCCGCUGUGGUCCUGACAAGCAGAGAUGGGGAGAAAACUGGACCUUUCCAAGCUCACGGAUGAAGAGGCCAAACACGUCUGGGAAGUGGUUCAGCGGGACUUUGAUCUGAGAAGGAAGGAAGAGGAGAGACUGGAGGGGUUGAAGGGCCGGAUCAAGAAGGAGAGCUCCCAGAGGGAGCUGCUUGCGGACACUGCGCACCUGAACGAGACCCACUGUGCCCGCUGCCUGCAGCCCUACCGGCUCCUGGUGACCCCCAAAAGGCAAUGCCUGGACUGCCGCCUCUUCACAUGCCAAGACUGCAGCCACGCCCACCCAGAGGAGCAGGGCUGGCUCUGUGACCCCUGCCACCUGGCCAGGGUGGUGAAGAUCGGCUCCCUGGAGUGGUACCACCAGCACCUGCGAGCCCGCUUCAAACGCUUCGGGAGUGCCAAAGUGAUCCGCUCCCUGUGCGGACGGCUGCAGGGGGGAGGUUUGCCUGAUAGAUCGCGAAGCUCGCCUGACAUCCACAGUGGGCCUGAGCCAAGCCCUGGCGAGGGAAGUGGACACAGUGAGCAGACAGAGGAGGAUGGAGAACUGGACACAGUGGCCCAGCCCCAGCCCAUUGGCAGCAAAAAAAAGCGCCUCUCCAUUCACGACUUGGACUUAGAGGCAGACUCUGACGACUCCACUUGGUUUGGCGGUCACACCCCAUAUUCAUCCCCAGUCCCAGCGGCCACAGACAGCGGACAGUGUCUCACUGGCUGCGAGCCCACAGAUGCCGACCGAGAAGAAGAGACCCUCAGGAGGAAACUGGAGGAGCUGACCAGCCACAUCAGUGACCAGGGGGCCUCAUCCGAGGAGGAGGGGAGCAAGGAGGAAGAGGCCGAACUGGACAGGAGCUCCUCCAUCAAGGACCUCCCCGGGGCAGCUCCAGAGGUAAGCGUGGCUGCAGGCCAGACGUACAGACAGGAAACCACCCCCCAGGACCUUCAGGACCUUGUGCAGCCCGGCAGGACUGCAGACAAGAACCUGCUGGAGCUGGAGGACAGAGUGGCCCUCACGGCCUCUGAGGUUCAGCAGGUGGAGAACGAGGUUUCCAACAUCAAGUCCAAGAUUGCCGCCUUGCAGGCUGCAGGGCUCACGGUGAAGCCAUCGGGAAAGCCCCGGAGGAAAUCCAACCUCCCGAUAUUUCUCCCCCGACUCGCUGGGAGAUUGGACGAGAGUCCUAAGGAUCCGAACGCAGAGCCUUCAGAGCAGGUGAUGACAGAGCCUUAUCUUCUCAGAAGGAAGUUCAGUCAUUCCCCGAAAAGUCAAGGUAAAGACGGGGCCUCCUUCCCUCGGCAGUCAGUGUACCGUGGAUCCCUGACCCAGAGAAACCCCAACAGCAGGAAGGGGGUGGCCAACCACAGCUUUGCGAAACCUGUGAUGACCCACCGGCCCUGAAGGAGGAGGUUUGCCGGAACAGGACGGAGUGACCAGUGGCCCCAGCCUUCGCUUUCCCGCACCGCAGCGUCCCGCCCCUCCGUCCGCCCCGCACUCUGGCCGCACGCCAUCCGGGGAGAGACAGCACGCAACACCGUCCAUAAGGGAGCCCCGCCUGCAAGGGCACAGCGUUCUCAGACCCUCGGCUCUUCACCCGCGUUCACGGACGACCUCCGCCACCACCCCUGCCGGCUUGCUCUGAUCCGUGAGAAACAUCUAAGCUGACACGUCUUUCCUGUAGGGCGGCGUUAAACUUUCUGAAGGACAUAAAGAAGAACGUUCUCAGUGUGAUCUUUUAGCCCUUUCCCUGAUGACUCCGCUCAGCGGCUGCGAUGUGUGCAUGCUACACGGUGUCGGA